UUGGAUUGACCGUUGAUGUCUGAUAUAAUUUUAUCCUAAAGUUCAUUUUUUGUCUGAAUCCUGAAUCCAAAUUAGUGUCGUUUGUAGUAUUAAAAAUCUAUAAACGCCUGCAAUUCAACUAGACGAUGGUUAGACGAAAAAUUCCAAGGUUAUUCUUGUUUCUACUUAAUGUUUUAUAGUCCAGUCAAGAAGAAAAGAGCAAAUAAAGACACUAAAACUGUAAUAGUGAGUAAACCUAAACUGUGGAAGAGCCAGGUGGUGCAGGAAAUUAAACGUUUAAGGAGAACCACACACUUUCUUAUACCUAAAUUAGUUUUUGCACGUGUAGUCAGAGAUAUUAUCCAUGACUUAUUUCCCAGAACGACUAUCACCAGGAUACAAGCCACUGCUUUUGAAGCCCUGCAAGAAGCGACUGAGAUGUAUCUCGUGCAAUUCUUUGAAGACUCAAUAUUGCUGGCAUCACAUGCUAAACGGAUUACUCUUAUGCGAAACGAUAUGAUUUUAAUGCGUAGGCUAAGAGGUCGCGACGAUAUCAUCAAUAGAUGAGAAUUUUACUUUAUACAAUUUUAGAUAGACCAAUGUUCUAAGUACCUUAAGAUGCAUUAAAAUGUAACGAAUUCUUUCUCUUUGAAUAAGUUUCUUUUUUUAAUAAGAGGCAAUAUUUUUUGCUAUAUAAUACAGACUAACGAAAAUAAAUAGGACAAGGCGGGGUUUAUUCCGUCAGUUUCAAAUAAUAUGAUUUACAAUGACAAACAAUAUCUCUUUGUAGUGACGUGCUUACAGUUAUAUUACAUAAUUAUGCUCCUUAAGAACACAACUUUUAAACAUUCAAUAUGCUGUUCAGAAACAUAAACAUUAUCACAAGAAAAUGGAG
Messenger RNA from Trachymyrmex cornetzi, 874 nucleotides. RefSeq names its product histone H3.3-like. NCBI's taxonomy places the organism in Eukaryota, Metazoa, Arthropoda, Insecta, Hymenoptera, Formicidae. Gene Ontology annotation, molecular function: protein heterodimerization activity; DNA binding; structural constituent of chromatin. The record is from RefSeq and is a predicted model, not a curated record. Gene Ontology annotation, cellular component: nucleosome. The transcript has 4 exons. The coding region runs from base 169 to 546 and encodes 125 amino acids.